Messenger RNA from Guillardia theta CCMP2712, 2340 nucleotides. RefSeq lists its product as hypothetical. NCBI's taxonomy places the organism in Eukaryota, Cryptophyceae, Pyrenomonadales, Geminigeraceae. The coding region runs from base 1 to 2340 and encodes 779 amino acids. The record is from RefSeq and is a predicted model, not a curated record. The transcript is spliced from 8 exons.
AUGGUCGAUGCAAACCAGCAGCUGGAUGAUGCUCAUACAGAGGAUAGGAGCAGCGGCCACGCAGAUGCUGGAAAUUCGAUGGCGGCGGUUCCAUUGAACGAUCGGAGCAACAUGGCCAAUGGAAGGAUUUAUUCCUGGAAGCGAUUUGUACCAGAGGUAGACGAUAUUCUUGAGCUGCGAAAGCAAAACGAGGAUGAGAAGAGCGCAUGGUGUCAUGCCAAAGUGCAGGAGGUGAAGAGGGACGAGGAGUCCAAGCGGGUCGAAUGCCUGCUCAAGUACUUGAAAGAUUGCUUCAUUGAAGACAAUCAAGUGGCAAAGGCCGGUGAUGAAGAAUGGGUGGAAAUCAGCGACAAAGUAUGCGACGCGAGCACCGACUUUGAAAACCCCAAGAGAACGAUUUGGCCGAAGAAUGGUCGAUAUUUCGUCAAACAUGAGAACGAAUCUCUCUUCUCAAUUGGUAGACUGUGUGAUCUCAACUGUGGUCGAGAGCUCACGAUCUGUAAACCAGGGAGGAAGUAUGGGAUUGCUUGGGAAGCUCUCGCUGCCUACAACGAGAAUUUUCAUCCGACUCUGUCAAAACAUUCAAGGAUAAAGAGUGGGAGCGUGAUUUAUCUGCCUAAGGACAAAGAGCAUGAAGGGCAAGCCAAUGACGAGAAUGCUGGAGUGGGUACCAGUCGGUCAGCAAGGAAGAGACGUGUAGACAGGAAUCUUUCGGACUUCUCACCUGCCAAAACUGAAAAGUCUCUCACGGAAUCGUUUGAGGAAUCCUUCGGUUCGCCGCAAGAAGACCGUGAUCUCACAUCUGGCAGGCCUGCCAAGACUAGGAGGUCGUUGGUUUCGAGGAGCAGGAGUAUUGAGAGAAAAUAUCACGAAUGCUUGUUGCUGCGCGACAAGCCAGAAAAUUGCGUUUCAUCGUAUUGCGUCAACUUUAGACAAACUGCGAGGAGAGGAUUGCUGGAAGAGAUUUUGCCGACGGACCAUGAUGUCGAUCUGUACCACAACAUGGAGAAGAAGACGACGGAAAAGGCGUCGAAAGAUGCCGAUGCGCUCCUUCAAUACUCAGCCAAUGGACUCAGCAAGAUCUCGAGAGGAACUUUGAAUCACAUGUCUCCGGAGUCAAGCAUCCUCUACAAGAUGGUGAAGAACAAACGGUCGUUGGACCAGAGGAUCUACUGGCGGGAUUAUCGUGAGAAGGAGACCACCGGCGAAGAGGGUGCUUCGCCCGUUUCACACCAGGAGCCGCGGGCUGUAGAGGAGGCAGACUCAGGGUCUUACAGGUCUGCCUUGAGAAUCUUUGGUGGUCGGCUGGAGCUCAAUGCCCCGAUGCUCUGCAGGGAGAUCGAGGAGUCCAACGCGAGCACCUCUGGAUGGAGUUCAUUCGUCCCUUCCCAUCCCAACUUUGCCAACACCUUCUCCAUGAUCGAUUGUAGCAAGAGGCUGCUGACUGAUGCGCUCAAGGCUUGCGGGAGGCCGCGCACUGAGGUGGAGCGGCAAGUGCAGCUGAACUUGGCAACAGACUAUCUUGAGGUUAUCUUCGGGAUGCAGGGGCAGGCCUUCCGGUCGGUGCUGGAGACGAUCUCCAAGAGCAUGUCGGAGGUUGACAACAAGAUUCAGAACCUGCGCGAGCUGCAUGCGCAGCGCACUGGGAGCAAGGAAGAGUUCAACAACAGCGCAUUCCUGCCCUUUCAUUCCAUGCAGUCGACUGCACCCAAGAGUUCUGACCGGAGAGACAUCAAGAACAACGAGAUGCUGAGCGAGUUCGAGGCCGCGUAUGGGUGCGAGCGGCCAGCAGCUGAAGCGAGCAGGAGGAAGCUCACGGCUGGGAGCUCGCAGGCGCAGGAAAGGAGGAGGUUAGAGACACCGAUUGAGAUGACGAGGAAGAAGAAGACGAUACAGGGGGUGGCAUACAAGGACACGUCGAAUGGAGGAAAGAGCGAGAAGAGCGUAAGGCAGGGUCAGCAAGAACUUCACGUCGACAAGGAGCGGGGAGUCCAAGAGCCCGCAAAGAGUCUGAAUGUUGAGGUGACUCCGCCCAACGAGCCACAUCCCGCAGCAGCUCCCAAGCCACCCAUGACUGAAGACAAGACCCUUGACUCCUUCCAGGAAUUCUUUGGAGGAGAUCCCGACGACACAGAGGAGGAGGAGGAAGACGACGAGGAAGAGGAAGGGGAAAAGGAUCGAUUGCCUUCUCGAGGGGGAGAGGAUACGCGCGCAAGCAGAGGCAGCAACGUGGUGAGCGACAUGAAGGAGAGGGGGUCAUGCUCAUCGUUGGGGCAGGUGGGUCAGUCGGGUGGGUCAACACCAACAAGGGUGAAGAAGAUGGCAUUUGUUGUCAAGUGA